CUAACUUUUCCCCAUGUUUGGCCUCAUGGACUGCAUUUUUGGAAAAACUCGCCCGCCGUUCAAUAUUCGAAAAUAAAGGGCAAAGUGACUUAGUUUUGUAAAUUAAAAUACUUCAUGACAGUUUGACGUUCGUUUUUUUCAUUAGCCUUCCUUCGUUUCUAGUUAGCAGGAUGCUUCCUACGAUUGCAAACAGCAUGUUUCGACCUUACUUACAUGUUUUUGAGAAUACCAGCGUAGCAGACUAUCUACCGGAGUAUUCCUUGCUGCAGCCUUUCUGGGACUACCUGCGUGUGCAUCACCAGGACACUUUGAGAUCACCCUUAUUUCCAGUCAUCAUCUCUGUGUCUGGCUAUUUUUUCUUUAGCACCUUAUUUAUGGUCUUGGAUCUUUUAGCUCCCAAGCUGCCUUUAUUGGACAAAUACAGGAUACACCCAGAAAAACCUGUAUCGUGGAGUGACAUUAGCAAAACUUUAGGACUAACUAUCUAUCAGAAUUUGGUGUACAUCUUUCCCGUAUCUGUGGCACAGUGGUACUGGCGACCCCCAACACAACUUCCUGCGGCCGCUCCAAACUUGUCAGAGUUAUUAUGCGGUGUUGUGGGUUGCACUCUACUCUUUGAUUUCCAGUACUAUAUCUGGCAUGUAGUGCAUCACAAAAUCCAAUGGCUUUACACGACUUUCCAUGCAAUUCACCAUGAAUACUAUGUUACUUUCAGCUGGGUGGCCCAGUAUCUCUCAGCAUGGGAGCUGUUCACUCUGGGGUUCUGGACCACUGUGAACCCUCUCAUUUUACAGUGCCACUGCCUGACCACAUGGGCCUUCAUGGUUUUCAACGUGUGGAUUUCUGUUGAGGACCACAGCGGUUAUGACUUCCCUUGGUCCAUGCAUAACCUGAUCCCUUUCCAGCUUUGGGGAGGCUCUAUUAAGCACGCAAUGCACCAUCAGAAACCUUUGACUAACUUUGCCCCAUUUUUCGGCCAUAUGGACUGGAUUUUUGGAACCGGGACAGACUUAAAACACUCGCCCGCAGUUCAAGAGAAGAAAAUAAAGGGCAAAGACCUUUAGUUCUGUAUAGUAAACCUAGGUAGCCCGCUUCGGUAAUUGAUAAUGACUACUAGAGUUGAUAAUCAUACAUUUUGCACAUAACGAUAGGACAGAAUGUAUUGCAAUAAUGAAGUAAAAUGCGCUUCUAAUGUGUUUCUGGUAUUCUUUAGCCUUGGAUUAAAAACAGGGAAUUGUGCACGCACGGGUCAAAGCUACGGUUUGCACACCUAAAGGCAGAAACAAAUAAAAGGAGAGACUUGGGCGAUACAGAGAAAAUGGCAUUAAUGCAUCUGUACUUUCCGAGGUAAAUGAACAUAGUAGUCUGAGAUCAUUUCUGAUGCCCAUGCACAGUAUGUUUCUGUAAAACAGGUGUGUUGAGUGUAUUUACGGUUACCACUUCUUCGGAUGCCCAAAGUGGGACAUUUUUGUGGAAACAUGAGAUUUUGCAAGACAAACCAUAGCCCCAAUCAUUGAUAAGGAAUGGACUUCACUUUUUCUCAAUAUAUAAACGCUUAUUAUCAUA
Messenger RNA from Protopterus annectens (West African lungfish), 1566 nucleotides. RefSeq names its product cholesterol 25-hydroxylase-like protein 2. Gene Ontology annotation, molecular function: steroid hydroxylase activity; C-4 methylsterol oxidase activity; iron ion binding. NCBI's taxonomy places the organism in Eukaryota, Metazoa, Chordata, Ceratodontiformes, Protopteridae. Bases 171 to 1064 code for a protein of 297 amino acids. The transcript has a single exon. The record is from RefSeq and is a predicted model, not a curated record. Gene Ontology annotation, biological process: cholesterol metabolic process; sterol biosynthetic process.